AAGCGUUAAAGUCGGUUAUUCAAAAUGGAGGUUUAAAAAGACAUGGAUAAAAAUGGUGGGGUUUUUACAAGACGUACGACAUGAGCUAUUUCUUUUUCUUCUUUUUGUUCUUCGUACACAGUUCGCAUUCGGAAAAGCUUGUGGCCCGAGUGAAUAUAAAUCAGCUGCUGGAGAAUGUUGCCCCAUGUGCAAUAUUGGAUCAGUUGUUCACCGUGACUGUAGUGGGGACUUUAGUACCACGUGCAAACCCUGCACUCCAGGAACAUUCAUAAGUGAGCCUAAUGGGCUUCAUAAAUGUUUCACAUGCAGAAACUGUGUUGAAAGUCAAGGCCUUUACAUCCAGCAUAAAUGCACUACAAUAGAAGACACCAUCUGUGGUAUACUUGAUGAAUAUUACUGCAUUGAUUACUCAAAUUUACAGUGUAGUCACGCUCAAAAACACAGUGUUUGCAAACCAGGACAAGAAACAAAAACACCAGGAACAAAGACAUCAGAUGCAGUAUGUGUGGACUGCCCUCAUGGGUUUUAUUCUCCAUCAGGUCUGAACUGCACCAAAUGGACUGAUUGUUCAGCUAGGAAUGAAAUUGAGACAGAAAAUGGCAGCUCUGUUAAAGAUGUCACAUGCACAACGAAAAAGCGGGAAAGAUAUGGUCUCAUUUUUGCAAUAGUCUUAACAUCAUUAUUCUACAUAAUUCUAUACAUUGCCCCACUGAGCACAAGUUGUAAACUUAAAUAUCCUAUUGAAGAAACAAAUCCUGCAACCCAAGACAACACAGCACAACCCAAAAACAACACACUGCAAGAGGAACAAGUUGCUUCCCAAGAAUCUGUCACACCACCUGAUUAUAGAAGUGUGACAUUGCAUUCUUCUCCGUCUGCUGUGACCUUGCCGUGGUGGAGAAGCUUGAGUUCUUCCAGCACCUUGACAACUGUGAGAGCAUGUUAACCACAGCAGUGUAAUCACAUCUAGGAGGACAAACUAACAACAGCAAGCACCUAUACAGACCUACUCAUCCCUGACACUACAACAAAUAGACUGCAUUUGAAAUACCAUACUGUAAGAAGACCAACUACUUCUGUCGGGAGAACAGGGCUAAUGCAAACCUUUUCUCAGUGACUGUUUACAAAGGUUGUAUUUCGAAGUCAACGUCUAGACAGCUAAAAGUGAUUGAUAAAACGGCUAAAAUGGAAAAGGUCACAUGCACAUACAAGUAUCAG
Carassius auratus (goldfish) is the source of this 1218-nucleotide messenger RNA. RefSeq names its product tumor necrosis factor receptor superfamily member 14-like. Gene Ontology annotation, cellular component: external side of plasma membrane. NCBI's taxonomy places the organism in Eukaryota, Metazoa, Chordata, Actinopteri, Cypriniformes, Cyprinidae. The record is from RefSeq and is a predicted model, not a curated record. Gene Ontology annotation, biological process: positive regulation of peptidyl-tyrosine phosphorylation; negative regulation of alpha-beta T cell proliferation; defense response to Gram-positive bacterium. Gene Ontology annotation, molecular function: protein binding. The coding region runs from base 53 to 946 and encodes 297 amino acids. The transcript has 9 exons.